CGUUAGCGAGGGUGCUGAAUUCCUUCAAAUGUACCACCCGAUAUAUGUGCUGAAUGAGUGUUUGCAACUGACGAAAGUACAACCAACAGAAACAGUUGUGACAAUUAUCAUUAUUUUGCAAAAUUGCUCUCAAAAGAGGAAGAAAUUGAGAAGCAAUUACGACUUAUUCGGCAAAACAGUACACCGAGAAAUGCGAAGGAAGGCUCCAAAGGAACCGGGUUGAGGAGGAGAGCUAAGCCCUGGCCAAGAGGGGUCAGUUUCAAACAGAACAGGACAUGGCAGCAGGAGUACGAUCAAUAUAAGCUUAUGGUGUGGAUAUACAGUGACUCCCAGCUCAGACCGAUAGUUCAAGGAAGACCAGUAUAUUUGGACGGUCAUCUUCAGUUCGGCAUUAACUGCACGCCCGGUGGAACCUGUUGGCACGUGCAGCAAGAACUCCUGUCCUUUGUUCCUGAUCACGACCCGGAUGUCGUUGUGUUGGCUGUAGGGACAAACAACAUUCAUAAUAAGAAACACAGGGGUCACCUCGAGAGGGCGCUGUCUGGAGAUUGUGAGAUGUUUAGAAGUCUCAUCCGAUCAGCAGUACAAAGGUACCCAAGUGCAGAGAUCGUUGCCACAAGCAUCCUACCUCGUCUGGACUCAUUUGGAGGCUAUGUUGGUCUCUACAACAGCGGCUUUGCCUUGAUAUGUGAAGCAGAAGGUGUAACAUGGAUCGACAUGACGUCUGAUUUUCCAGAAGAUACAACUUUCCUGUGGGCACAAGACGGUCUGCACCUCAGUGAAUGUACAGGUCUACCUCUCUAUAUUCAGAUACUCAAUGAUGAGCUUCAUAGAGUGUUGUUUGAGAGUAAGCUAGAAAUUUGAAUCCAGGUUUCAUGGCAGUUGUAACAUCAAACUUAGCGUUGAACAUUAACCGUAACCUUGAUAAUUAUCCUAUGUUCGAGAUUCAAGUAGAUCUUCCUAACAUU
Lytechinus variegatus (green sea urchin) is the source of this 968-nucleotide messenger RNA. RefSeq lists its product as uncharacterized. The record is from RefSeq and is a predicted model, not a curated record. The coding region runs from base 307 to 864 and encodes 185 amino acids. The transcript is spliced from 3 exons. NCBI's taxonomy places the organism in Eukaryota, Metazoa, Echinodermata, Echinoidea, Temnopleuroida, Toxopneustidae.